Molecule: messenger RNA, 1462 nt
Organism: Prunus mume (Japanese apricot)
Lineage: Eukaryota; Viridiplantae; Streptophyta; Magnoliopsida; Rosales; Rosaceae
Source: RefSeq, a predicted model, not a curated record
AGGCUCGUAUUAAAAAGAUUAUGCAAGCUGAUGAGGAUGUUGGGAAGAUAGCAUUAGCGGUGCCUGUUUUAGUUUCUAAAGCAUUGGAGUUAUUUUUGCAAGACCUUUGUGAUCGUACCUAUGAGAUAACCCUCCAAAGAGGAGCUAAAACCAUGAAUGCAGUGCAUCUAAAGCAUUGUGUACAGAGCUAUAAUGUGUUUGAUUUUCUGAGGGACAUCGUCAGCAGGGUUCCUGACUAUGGUCAUGGUCAUUCUGAUGCAGCUGGCGAGGAUCGAGCCAUUUCAAAACGAAGGAAACCACCAGGUGAUGAAUGCAUUGACAGUGAUGAAGAGUUGAAGAGGAGCAAGAUGCUUGAGGUUAACCAUGGCAGCAGUAGCGGCAGAGGAAGAGGUCGGGGUCGAGGACGAGGCCGUGGACGUGGGCGGGCCAGUGAAAGAGAGACCCUACACCAUGAGACUGAAUCUGAACCCUGCACAUCUCUUCAGCACACCACCAAACCUAAUCCAAACCCCGGAAUGGUGGUGGAUGACGCUUCUGAGUCAAAGGAGGAAAUGAAGGAAAAUGCUGUUAUCCCUGAUGAGGCUGAUCCUGCAGUUCGAAAUUUUGAUCUGAAUGCCGAUGUAAUUGAGAAUGAGGACACAAAAGCUGCAGUGACAGCCGCCCAAGCAGCGACAGCUGCCCAAGCUUCAUCGACAGCUGCCCAAGCUGCAGCAACAGCAUCCCAAGCUGCAGCAACAGCAGCCCCGACCUCGUCAGCUGGACCUACUUCUGAGAUUAAACAUGAAGAAUAUCCUGGGUGGUCUCUCUCUGAUGUGGAUAAAAUGGCCAUUGACCCUCUUCAACUUGCACAUUUGAGCGGAAGGAUAGACGAGGAUGAGGAAGACUAUGACGAAGAGGGCUAAAUUCCUCUUGAUGACUUAUCAUCCCAAAGUAGGUUAGUGGGAUCAAGAUCAAUUGGAAGCUGUUGAAGGAAAACUAAAUAAAAGUAUACAAAAGCCGGAAUAGUGACCCAAUUGGAGAUGACAUGGCCUGGCCUAUGCACUUGUCCCAAUGAAGUUGGAAUUUCGUUUCCUGUGAAAUGUUAGUAUCAUAGCAUUUGCUAACAUCCAUUUCCAGAAGGUAGCUUUUCCUAACAAUGGCAGAGACGAUAGCCUCUGCAGUUUGACUCUUAGAAGUGUAUGAAGAAUAUGGCACCCUUGGAUAGCGGUGGAUUGCCCUAUGAGUGGUUGGCCUUUUUAAUUUAUUAUGCUUUGUUAUAGAUUCUAGGACAAGUAGCUGUGUUGCUCGUUAUCUUGUGGAAGGUAAUAGUUCUGUUAGGUCUUCAAUUAAUCUUCUGACCAGUAAAUUGGAUUUCUAUCUCUUUCCUCCCUUGCUCUAGCUCCCAAAAGAGUCCUACAAUGGGUUUGCAUGUGAGUUGCUAAUGAUUUGCUUAAUUUCAAUGAAAGUGGAUGGUGAUGGGACA